Topomyia yanbarensis is the source of this 1129-nucleotide messenger RNA. RefSeq names its product cytochrome b5 (gene Cyt-b5). The transcript has 3 exons. Lineage: Eukaryota; Metazoa; Arthropoda; Insecta; Diptera; Culicidae. Gene Ontology annotation, molecular function: heme binding. The record is from RefSeq and is a predicted model, not a curated record. Gene Ontology annotation, cellular component: membrane; intracellular membrane-bounded organelle. The coding region runs from base 161 to 547 and encodes 128 amino acids.
UCAUCCGUCAGUUCUGCAUCGAUUGCCCAAAGAAGACUAGCAGGUGUUCGUAUUUAGCGACAGCAUAGUUUUUUUUCUCUUCAUUUUAUUAAAUAACAAGAAAGAGUUGCAGUGCAAAUCAACUUUUCCUCAGUGCUUUGGUUUCAAUACAUAUUUUACAAUGUCGGAAGUGAAAACCUAUUCUCUGGCGGAUAUCAAAGCGCACAACACGAACAAAUCUUCCUGGAUUGUGAUUCACAACAACAUCUACGAUGUGACGGAGUUCCUAAAUGAGCACCCCGGUGGCGAGGAAGUACUGCUGGAGCAGGCCGGCAAGGAAGCUACGGAAGCUUUCGAAGAUGUCGGUCAUAGCACAGAUGCUCGCGAGAUGAUGAAAAAGUUCAAGGUCGGCGAAUUGAUCGAAUCCGAGCGGAAGCAGGUUCCGGUCAAGAAGGAACCGGACUGGAAUACGGAUCAAAAAGAUGAAAACUCACUUAAAUCCUGGGUCGUACCACUGAUUCUUGGCCUGCUAGCGACCAUCAUUUACCGGUUCUACUUCAGUCAGUAACGUGUUCGUUGAUUCUGACGUUAACAAAAUCAAACCGUGCCGCUUCAUUCCAUAAUGCGCAACAGCAGCGUCGAACGAAUUGUGAAACCUUUACAACACAUUACAGACAACACAAGAAUACUUCUACUGAUACUUUGUUAGCAUAACAAAACGACUGCGCUUGGUACUAUUUUAGCAUUUUAUGACGAAACACAAAACACUUACGAUUAAAAACCAGCGCCAACAUAUGUGAGGUCGGGAAGUUUCAAAAAGCAAAACAAAGCUAUUGAAUGUGAAAUUAAAACAUAGUUUAUAAUUCAAGGAAGUGCUAUGAAAAAGAACAGUUCAAGCCUAUCGCCACGUUUUGUCUUAAGAUUCAAGGUACUACAUUUUUCCAUGAGUAAUAGACAGGGAAGCAGCAUUUGAGCGCGAAAGAUUUUUUUAAUUACUCUUUAAGAUUGUUGGAUAAAAGAUGGUAUAGAUAGGGUUAUGUUAGCACCGAUGCAUUAUUUUGUUAAAAUGAAAUUAGUUUUUUUGCAUUAUCUUCUUACUUCAACAUGCUAUGGACGUCUUAUUCGGGAAUAAACUCAAUCUAUAUUUGUA